AUGUCUUUCGAUGCAAUGUUUGGGAACAACUCCUUGGCCAUGGCUGCGGCUACUUCCAAUACCAAUACCAAUACCAAUACCAAUACCAAUACCAAUACAAAUACCAAUCCCAAUCCCAAUCCCAAUCCCAGCUCGGGCCACUCCUCGCCCGCGGAUUUCGAAGUCGAGGACGAUGCGAAUAUUCUAGGAGCGCAAUGGCAGCAUGGCCAGAGUCCGUCGAAUCAGGCAUCCCAGCACCCACGAACGCCAGCGCCUCUACAGAAGCGACGAAGGGUAACUCGCGCUUGCGAUGAGUGUAGGAGAAAGAAGAUCAAAUGCGACGGGAAACAACCUUGCACACACUGUACUGUUUACAGCUACGACUGCACAUACGAUCAACCUUCCAACAGGAGGAGAAAUCCCGCACCACAAUAUAUCGAGGCCUUGGAGACACGGCUGCAACGGACCGAGACGCUACUCCGAUCAGUAUUGCCGAACGUCGACCUCAACGACGCCAAUAUAGAUGCCCUUAUCCAAAAACGCCUUCAAGCUGGCAAUGGGGAGGAAAUCCAAAUAAACCAAGCCGAAACAUCAGGGGGAAAAUCCGAUGAAUCUGAUCAUGAGGCGCAACUGCGCUCAAUGAUUGAAUCUACAGGGCAGUUGGACCUCGAUGAAAGCGGGCACUGGGAUUUCCAUGGAGGAUCGGCAGGUAUCGUGUUUGUCAAGAGAAUGCGAGAACAAUUUGGCGAUCUCCUUGGGGGUUAUGACCAUCGUGGUCCUUUACUCCCAAGGCUUUCCCGCCCUGUCGUUCCGAGUAUCGACUCUCCCAGAUCCAUGACAGAAAGUCCAAUGGACGGCGGUCUGCCCAAUAUCGUGGAUCUCCCAUCCCGGGAGACUGCGAAGAUUUUGUGUGGAGACUCGCUUGACUGCGGAUGUUCUCUCUUACGGUUUGUCCACCAUCCGAGUUUUUAUGAAAUGUGUGAUAGGAUUUACGAUACACCCCCUGAUCAGUUCGGGGAUAAUGAGAACCGAUUUCUACCUCUUCUAUAUAUGGUUCUGGCACUUGGGUGUUUGUUUCAUAAUGAGCCAAGUCGGGCUCACAAGGGGGACCCUCAAAACACCUACAAGAACGGAAUCGAACUAGGAUUGAAAUACUAUCGAGCAGCACGCAGCAUGGUCGAACCCACAGAUUGCCGUGAUCUUACAUCUUUACAGGCUGUCAUCUUCAUGACUCUCUUUCUUCAAGCGUCUUCAAACUUGAGCACCUGCUACUCGUAUGUUGGAGUCGCUCUGAGAUCUGGCCUGCGCAUGGGCCUUCAUCGAAGUCUGGCUGGAAACUUCAAUCCCAUCGAGCGCGAGACCAGGCGCAGAGUCUUCUGGGUCAUCCGUAAAAUGGAUAUAUACGUCUCUGCUCUUUUGGGGCUUCCUCAAAUGCUUAGUAGUGAUGACAUUGAUCAAGAGCUGCCAAUUGAGGUAGACGACGAGUAUAUAACGAAGGACGGCGUCAUCGACAUGCCCCCCGGGAAAUUCUCACUGAUUCUCGCCGCAUCUAACGCUCAUACCAGGCUAAUGUCUAUUCUGGCGAAGGUCGUCAAGUACAUCUACCCGACAAAGGGUCUAGAACAGUCGCUUCAAGGAAGCACCAAGUCUUCGUACGUGAUCAGCCAUGCCAAGAUCAGGGAAAUUGAGCGUGACCUCGCACAUUGGUUAGAUAAGUUGCCCAUGGUUUUGCGACCUGCAGGAGAAGGCCCACCUGAGGUUCUUCGUGUGCAACAACUUCUCCGACUGUCCUAUGCUCAUUGCCAGAUGAUGCUUUAUCGACCAUUCUUACAUUAUGUGUCAUCUAGCGCAUAUGUAGGUAAGACCAUUGACGAAAGGUCGUAUGCGUGUGCAGCCGCGUGCGUUAGUGUAUCGCGAAAUGUUGUUCACAUCACCACGGAGAUGGAGAGACGAGGUUUGCUUAUCGGUGCUCAUUGGUUUACGAUGUACACCACAUUUUUUGCAAUCAUAUCCCUUGUGUAUUUCGUACUCGAAAACCCCGACAAGGCAGGGUCACACGAGAUUCUUGCUGAUGCAAACGAUGGGAAGGAUGCUCUGGAUGGCCUUGCAAGGGGGAGUCAGGCAGCUGAUAGGUGCUCCACCGCUUUGGGGGGGCUGUUCGAGAAAUUGCCCGAAACACUAAAAGGCUCCAAGGUGCCCAAACAGCAGAAUAAGCGUUCCGCUCCAGAAUCCUCUCUCCCAGGGCAGCGAAACCUACACAGCUGUCCCGAGCACCCUGAUCCUGCAUUGAGUAUCUCACGAGCAACGGCCUUCCCUAUGAAAGCUCCCGCCCAAUCAGGAGCCCUAUUAAGAACCACUCCAGACGGCGACAGCUUCCAAAACAACACAUCAUCGAGCCCCAACCUUCGCCAAAGCUUCCACGACCUAGUCUCGCCAACCACAGACAUGUCUCCUAUCAAUACCCCUUGUUCCAACACAAUAGGCACUAUGCGCCCCUCACAGUACUCCAUGCAUCCACAAUUCGGCCUCAGCACGGCCGUCCCCGAAUUCAGUGCGAUGAUGUUCCCGUCUAACGAUCCAUUCGCGUAUCCGAACCAGCCGAUGAUGCAGUUUGACAAUAUCAAGCAGGAGGGCAUGGGCAACAUGGCGAACGGGACUCAAGUUCUUCCUUUAAAUCUGGCGAAUAGUCCCAGCCGCGAGUACGACGACCUCCAAGGGCAGCUGUUCGGGCCGCUCCCGCCGUACCUUUCGCAGACGCAGCAGGGGUUUGGCAUGCAAGGUUCGAUGGGAGGUGAAAACAUGAUGGGCCAGAAUCUGAGUUAUGCUACGGGCGUGCAGCCUGGAGAUGAUGGCAUGGUUUUCGAUGGGACUUUCCCUGGGCAGGCGGGUGAUGCUUGGGCAUCUUCAUCCUAA
This is a messenger RNA of Drepanopeziza brunnea f. sp. 'multigermtubi' MB_m1, 2892 nucleotides long. RefSeq lists its product as uncharacterized. The record is from RefSeq and is a predicted model, not a curated record. Gene Ontology annotation, cellular component: nucleus. Lineage: Eukaryota; Fungi; Ascomycota; Leotiomycetes; Helotiales; Drepanopezizaceae. Gene Ontology annotation, molecular function: zinc ion binding; sequence-specific DNA binding; DNA-binding transcription factor activity, RNA polymerase II-specific. Gene Ontology annotation, biological process: positive regulation of transcription by RNA polymerase II; DNA-templated transcription.